Molecule: messenger RNA, 5067 nt
Organism: Anoplophora glabripennis (Asian longhorned beetle)
Lineage: Eukaryota; Metazoa; Arthropoda; Insecta; Coleoptera; Cerambycidae
Gene: ksr
Product: kinase suppressor of Ras 2
Exons: 13
Coding region: 128-2842 (904 amino acids)
Biological process (GO): protein phosphorylation
Molecular function (GO): protein kinase activity; ATP binding
Source: RefSeq, a predicted model, not a curated record
CAGAAGGCAAAACUGAAAUUCAGCAUAAUUUUAGCUGUAAUCUGUAAAAAAAAUAGUGAUAUGUAAAUAUAUGUGUUAUUGAUAGUAGUUGUAAAUAUUAGUCUGUAACAGUACUGUGAUACUUGUGAUGGCUGAUGAAGGGUCAGAGCAAACACUCCUAAACAACCUACAUAUAAUUCAAUCUAUGAUUGAUGUUUCUGCAGAACGUUUAGAAGGACUUAGGACACAAUGUGCUACAAGUGCAGAAUUAACACAACAAGAAAUAAGAACGUUAGAGGGAAAGUUGAUUAAACUGUUUUCUGAUCAGCUUGUGACCAAGCUGAAACUGAAAAAUGGAUGCGAUGAGCAUAUUCCAUCGCUAAAACAAUGGCUGCAAGUUGUUGGUCUGGGCAAGGACAGUAUAUUCGGGCUUUGUCAAAAGAUAUCUUCCGUGGAAGAACUUCAAGAGAAGUCAGAACAUGAAUUGAGAACCAUUCUGAAUGACAAGAGUGCUAGACCAGAAGAGCUAAGUAGGUUGUGUCGAGCACUACAUAAUCUUAAGAGAUAUACAGAUGUUCUCAAACGUGGCGACAAAGAUGCAAGCGACAUGCACCUGUACUGGGACUCCUGGGACAGGCAUCACCAGUUGAAGGGUAUGUCGCCCCGUCCCGGUAGAUCCAGAGCGGCCAGGGCAUCGGUACCAUCGGAGGAGAGCCUGCUCCUCAACAACAACAGGGGAGGUGCGAAUAUCCCGCCAUCCUCCUCAGUGUCUAGCAUCAACUCUUUGAAUGCUCAGAAUGUGCUCGGACCUCCCCUAACUCCCCCUGGGCAGAACAGGGGGAAAGGUAUGAAAUUUCCUACGACACCCCCUGCUAAACGGAAGCACUUAACCGGCAACCCGCCGGCUCUCAUACCUGAUUCGUAUCCGCUUACGAAAAGUAAAUCGCACGAAUCCCAACUAGCCGCCUCGAAAGGUGAAAAUGAAACGAACCCCACUAACGGAACGGGCACCGUGGGAAGGAGGGCUAGAUUGCCGACAGAACCCGGACCUGAGACCAUGGGCUACGCGAGCCCCAUCUUGACGAGCCCUAUAAAAUCGCCACCAUACAGCAACACGGCGGCGGACAAUGACAACACCUGCAAACGUAAUUUUCUUUUACUCGAAAAUAUCUUUUAUUGUUCUUGCUCCUUUUUAGCGAUAAGUCUCCAGGUGCCGAAAUCUCCGAGAACGCCUCCGGUGAGGGGCAGGAUAAUGACGCACCAGAUCAACCACCGGUUCACUAAGACCUUCAAGAUGAUGUCUACCUGCGAGUACUGUCUGAAACAGAUCUACUUCGGUACAGGACUGAAGUGUAAGGAGUGCAAAUAUACUUGCCACAGGGAUUGCGAGGAUAAGGUGGCCCCGUCGUGCGGAUUGCCUCCGGAGCUGCUCGACGAGUUCAAGAAAAAUCUGUCGAUAGAAGGUCAAGUAUUUAUUUCGCCGACUUCUGGCAGGUCGCGCAACGCUAAGAACAUCAUGAACUCUCUGACGAGGUGCAGGAACAGGAAGAGCUCGCACCCACAACCGCUGAUCAACACUCCGCCAUUUCCGCCCCCCGAUUCCAGCUCAAACACGUCUAGUUGUAACAGUUCAACACCCUCGAGUCCUGCAGUUCAGACCCUAACUACCCCCCACGCUAGUCAUAAGCCUACUUUUCACUUUCCAGACAUCACACACAGUGAGGCGAACGAAGUGACGUUGGAGACUCAUCCCCUACCCAUCACGACUACCCUACAUCACGACCUGACCAGCUCGCAACAGUCUAGGGAGAGCGAACGGACGGCAUCACAGACUUCCGGCAGCACAAGCACAGACUCGGACAGAACGCCCGUGAGGGUGGACUCUCAGGACAGCCAGGUGUCCGACACGGAGACCAUAACUGACGGGCACAGGUGGCCCAGGCAGAACAGCUUAUCCAUGAGAGAAUGGGACAUUCCUUUCGACGAACUGAAAAUGAACGAGGUUAUAGGCACGGGUAGGUUCGGCACCGUACACAGGGGCUAUUGGCAUGGUGAUGUGGCCGUGAAAGUGCUGAACGUCAACUACCUGAAGGACGAGAAGACCUUGGAACAGUUCAAGAACGAGGUCUCGACAUUCCGCAAGACCAGACACGAGAACCUCAUCUUAUUCAUGGGCGCUUGUAUGAAACCGCCGAAGCUGGCCAUCGUCACGAGUUUGAGCAAGGGCAUGACGUUGUACACCCACAUACAUCUCAGGAAGGACAAGUUUAACAUGAACAAGACUACGAUCGUAGCUCAGCAGAUUUCGCAGGGUAUGGGGUACCUGCACGCUAAGGGGAUCGUGCAUAAAGAUUUGAAGAGUAAGAAUAUCUUUGUCGAGAACGGGAAGGUCGUCAUAACUGAUUUUGGACUGUUCAGCGUUACGAAAUUGUGCUUCGGAAACAGGAAAUUGGACAGUUUGGGGAUUCCCCCUGGCUGGCUGUGUUAUCUUGCCCCUGAAAUUAUGAGAAGUCUCCACGCGCACCAACCCCACGAUGAGGAGCUGCCUUUUUCCAAGGCCUCCGAUGUUUACGCUUUUGGCACUGUAUGGUACGAACUGUUAUGCGGCGAAUGGCCUUUCAAGGGUCAACCACCCGAAGCGAUCAUAUGGCAAGUGGGGAAAGGCAUGAAGCAGCCCCUUGCCAACCUGCAGGCAUCCAGGGAUGUUAAGGAUAUUUUAAUGUUAUGCUGGUCAUUCCGUCCGGGCGACCGACCCGACUUCAUCAGGCUACUCAACAUCCUGGACAAGCUGCCGAAGAAACGGCUGGCUCGUAGCCCGUCGCAUCCUAUCCAUCUUUCCAGAUCUGCAGAAUCUGUAUUCUAAAUAAUUCUAGGUGUCUUUUUAAUAAAAAAAAUACGCUUUGCCUAUUAUAAAACGUGAAUAUCACAUCGUUUAACGGCGAACUCGUGUCGGAGUGUCUUCUAGAAGGAACGGAAUGUUUUAUAACGUUGACGUUCACGAAUGUUUGAUUUUUUUUAAACGACGUACGUUUUUUUAAUUUCAUCACAGUUUUUGUACAAAUCUGCCAUAACUUUAAACACGUCUGAAGUAGGUGCGAUAACACGAGAUUUUGAAUUUUUUGAAACAUGAUCACAUGAUUAUACGACUGAAUCUCGGUAUUAUUGAAAAGUAUUUGUAAACAUUACAGAAAGUCAGCAUCACAUUAAAAAAAAACAGCGCUCAUAAUUUAUUAGUUUUAGUUUUUUAAAAUGCACUUUAAUACUUGUAUACGCCGUCACCGUAAUCAUGUAUUACAAAUACAUGAAUUGUAGGCAACCUACAAUGCAUGUGAAGGGAGACAGUGCGGGUCAACGGUGACGAAGUGAAGGGCACCAGUUGUUCCGCAUUUGGAGACAUUACAUCUAACUGUGAAUUUGAAUGUUUUUCAUCGCUGGAAGCCAUCAACAGACUAUUUAUUUUUGUGUAUUUCAUUUAUCAUUAUUGAUUACUGCUCGAGUUUUUUGCUAGGUUACGUGUUAAGUACUGUUUGUGUGGCGAACACCCACUCAACAAUAGUAACUUUUGGCGAAUGGUGUGGAAUUGGACUAAAGCACGCCAUUAUUUGAGGUUACACUAACUUGUCCUUGUCAUAUCUCAUCAGGUGGAUCGGUAUUAGGCUAACGUUAAAACAUGAACCAGUUUUGCUUGCAAUUAAAAAUAAAGCAAAUGAUAAGAAUGCACAUACAACCAAGUUUGGAAACUGCCCUGUGACGGCGUAGACAAGAAUUUAAGUGCAGUUUAAAAAAUCAAUUAUAACUAUUUGAUUUAAACAAAAGAAUUUAUUUCAUAAUCACUUAUUGAUUAAGUGUCUAACUUUACCCGUUCAAGGUAAUUUUCCAGAAAAAAUAAUUUUGCAUGUCCCGGACGGGGUUCGCUUAAACCGUGUGACAGUCGCCCACUCAAAGUAACGUACAAAGGUAUAAGGUGAUUACAGUGUAAAUUCGUAUGACUACUCACAUGAAUUAUGACAGUUGUAGGCUCUCUGUUGUAAGCAAGUAGGGUUUUUUUAAAUGAAAUCGUCUUUUUAUCGUUGGUACAUAUCCCGCUGUUCUCAAGGCUUUCAGGAACGUGUACCAGAGCAUAUUCUAAUCCGACACGUUGAUUUCCAGUAUUCCUCUUACUGUGAUUGUUUCGUGAAUAGUACUUCUCAGAUUAUCGUUUCAGAGCUAACGCUGACGGUACAAAAAUAUACGUGUGACUUUAAAUAUAACGUAUUUUUGUACCUCAAUGGUUAUUUUUAUAUGACGAGUGCGUCUGAGCGAGGGACAGGAUAUAUCAAUUUUCAAUUUUUACUUGUCUUAAUGUUCGUCCCGGUUGUUGUAGAUAGAAUAGAAAAAAAAAAUCGCGUCGUCCAUUCCGUCGGCCGCACACGAAGGCAGAAAUUAGGGCUCAUAGAAACACGCCGGCGGGAAGGGGGGCGGCAAAUUCGUUUCUCACUUAUAAAAUUUAAGAUUUGCACUAUUACUGAUCUUUUGUGAAAUUUCAGAGUUGUUAUUUGUAUUUCAGAAUAAAUUGGCAAUAUAGUCAUUUUUGAGCUUGAAAAUUAUGGAGUCUGUACAUAUAUGAAUAUUUAUGUAACGUAACGAUUAUUUAGUGUCAGUUCUUAAGUUCUUUCCUCCAAAGGGAUUUGUUGAUUUUCUUCACGGACGACUUUACACGCGAUUCCCACAUAACUGUUGUAUUCUUAUUUAUUGUUAUUUUUAUAUGAGAGAAACCCCGAGUUAUUUAUUAUAAGAUGUAUUUUUUUUUAAUCUUUUAACAUCUGAAUAUAGCUAGACCUUCUUUGCCAAUGACUAUUUGUAUAUAUUGUAUGUAAAUAUAACUAUUUGGUUUUCGAGGUGGAUUAUUCCUUGUUAAACUGUGUAUAUAUGUUAAAAAUGCAUUCCUAAAAAUGUUUCUUUAACUCUAGUCAAUUUACAAAUUCUGUCGAAAUUCGACGUCUCAGCCUGAAAAUCGGGCCGUUUCCGGCUAGGCGUCCCAAUUUCGAUGUUUACUUAUACAUUCUGAUCUACAGUCAAUGUAAAUUAUUAAGGGACUAGGGUAAAUAA